CCCACGUCACGGCAGACAUUGCAAAUUGCUUGAGUUCGGUGCAUAUUUCGCCCCAGCGUAUUAAGCCCAUUCAGGUGACUGAUUACGUACCUUUUCCAUUUUACUCGAUUACAGGAGAAUAUAUCAGCAUAAUACCGAAUACUAAAAUAUCGCCUCACAACAUUAUAACCAUGGCCACCCCAUCCGAGGCCGUCGAGUCCGCAGCGACCACCCCGCGCGAAACAACUACCAAACCCAUCCACAGUCUAGUUCUUGAUACUGGACCUUUGAUCAAGAACGAUCCCUCCGCAAGCGCCUUGAUUGCGCAGGCAGAGAAGCUGUAUAUCCUUCCCUCAGUCAUCCCCGAAAUCAAAGACAAAGCCACACGAACUCGAGUCGAAACUACAAUCCUGCCUUUCGUCACUGUGCGCUCGCCGAACCCAACAAGUUUGAAGUUUGUGCGGGAGUUUGCUCGUAAAACAGGUGAUUUAUCUGUGCUGAGCAAGCCCGAUCUGGAGGUUCUGGCUCUAGGAUAUGAACUCGAAUGCGAAAGAAAUGGAGGCGACUGGCGCUUGAGAAAUACACCCGCACAAAAAGGUCUGAAUGGUAGUCCUCCUCACAAGGAGGGAGAGGCCACAGCAAAUGGAGAAGAGGUGACCCUGUCGGAAACUACAGAAGCAGUUGAUUCUGCCGAAACAACUGCAGAACCAGCUGUAGAAAACGCAGCCGAGGCGGAAGUAGGAGAGAAGAUUGAGAACUUGGACAUCCAAGAAACAAAUGGUGCCGAUAUCGAGGAACCUGUGGCCGACCAGACUGAACAGGCUGAGCAGCCCGAAGAGGUCGAGGAGGCUGCCGAGGACGAAGAUGGCGAUGCAUCAGAUGACGAUGGCGACUGGAUUACGCCGUCCAACUUGACAAAGCACAAAGCCAAGGACAGCACCGCCUCCACCCCAUCCCAAGUCCCCCAGAAGACUCUCCAGGCUGCCGUCCUGACCUCUGAUUUCGCCAUGCAAAACGUCGCGCUCCGCAUGAACAUGAACCUCGUCACCCCCGCAUUCACCCGUAUCACACACCUCAAGACCUGGGUCCUCCGCUGCCACGGCUGCUUCAAGACCACUAAGGAUAUGGACAAGCGCUUCUGCCCCAACUGCGGCCAGCCCAACCUCACCCGCACCAGCUGCUCCACCGACCAGCACGGUAACUUCAAGAUCCACCUGAAGAAGAACUUCCAGUGGAACAACCGCGGCAACAUCUACAGCGUGCCUAAACCCACCCACGGUAGCGCCAACGGUAGACUGGCCAAGAACUCUGCUGGUCAAGGCAACUGGGGCAGCGACCUCAUCCUCGCCGAGGACCAGAAAGAGUAUGUCCGUGCUAGCGAUGCCCAGCGCCGAGCCAAGAAGAAGGAUCUCAUGGAUGACGACUAUCUCCCCAACAUUCUCAGUGGUGACCGAUCUGGCGGAGGCAAGAUCCGCGUUGGCGCUGGAAGAAACGUCAACUCUAGGCGCAGAAACUAAAUAGACCGUGCCUACGGGGUUAUAAUGAGUUUGGACAAAUUUUGCAUUGGGCUGGUAUUUUUUUCGGGUAUAUCUGGGAGCAUCCAACAGUCGUUGUCUUGUUUUCUACCUUCAUGAACACAUCAUCUUUCCGUCGUACAUUUCACAUAGACCAUUU
This is a messenger RNA of [Torrubiella] hemipterigena, 1653 nucleotides long. NCBI's taxonomy places the organism in Eukaryota, Fungi, Ascomycota, Sordariomycetes, Hypocreales, Clavicipitaceae. The record is from the annotation of a GenBank genome assembly.